Spinacia oleracea (spinach) is the source of this 1981-nucleotide messenger RNA. RefSeq lists its product as uncharacterized. Gene Ontology annotation, molecular function: protein binding. The transcript has a single exon. The record is from RefSeq and is a predicted model, not a curated record. The coding region runs from base 121 to 1854 and encodes 577 amino acids. NCBI's taxonomy places the organism in Eukaryota, Viridiplantae, Streptophyta, Magnoliopsida, Caryophyllales, Amaranthaceae.
AUACCAAUACUGAUAGUCUGAUACAUCUACUCCCCUUAGCUCAAUCAGUCCAACAAAUCAUACUUUCUUCCUAUAUUCUACCCUUCAAAUAUAUUCCCAAAAUAGAUCAUAUAAAAAAGUAUGAAAAUUAACCCACCUGCAAAAAUAUGCACAAAACCUUAUUGUUUCUUUUGUGCAAUGAAUGAACCAAACACACAUCUCAGAAGAAAAAAACUUGCAAAAUGCUUCAAAGAAAUGCCCUUCAUAGAUGAUCAAGAACAUGUAUUGGUAUUAAGCAGUCUUUGGAAUUUAGCCAUGAAUCAACCAAAUGAUCCAGAAUUCCCAUCUCUUGGAAUUUUCCAAUGCAUGUCCAACUUCAUUCUCAAAGGUAUUAAUUACAAAGACUGGCUUCUCGUAGACCAAAACAUCUACAUACCAUAUUAUGCAGCUCAUAUCAUAGGUUCAUACACCAUGAACAACCCCAAGUUUGCAGAAAAAGCUGCAAAUUCUGGUGUAAUUCCACCAUUGUUGGACCUUCUAAGAGGUAAAAUGAGUUGGGUAGAGCAACGAGUGGCGGUCCGAGCACUUGAUCAUCUUGCAAGCCAUGAGAAGUCAUUUAAAAAGCUUAAAGAUUAUGAAGGGGAAAUAGUGGGGUUAUCAAUGAAGAUAGCUUCUAAAUGCUUAAAAGAAGUUUAUGAUAGUUUUGUCAGAAAAGGAGAAACAGAAAGGGUAGAAUUGGAAUAUCAGUGUGAUUUGCUGACAAGAGGAGUUGGAGGGUUGGAGUUUGCAAACAGAAAAGCAGAGGAAUGGGCAAGUCAGCUUCAAUGUUGGUGUCUUUCUUUGUUAGAUUGCUUUGUCAAAAGAGAAAGAGGGUUGAAUCUGAUAUGCUGCAAUAAUCAGAGUUUUUUGACAGAUUUGAGUAAAAUGUGGGGUGGUUUAGUUAACAGGAAAUCUGCUUCUGGUAUUGGUCUAAUCAGAGGUUUAUGUCAUUCAAAAAAAGGAAGAAUUAGUGUUGCAAAUUCAAAAGAAGUCAUUUUAAGCCUCUGUAAUACAAGCAGAUCUUCGGAUGAUUUUCAGUACAUGGCUAUUGAAUCACUCUUGUUAAUACUCAAAGAUUCAGAUACAAGGUACAAAGUUAUAGAUUAUGCAGUUUUGUAUCUUAAAGAUUUGGUUGAGAUUAGUAGAGUUAAGGAGAGAAAAGGGGUUGUUGGGGAGAUGAUUACACAGGUUUUGUUGCAGGAUUAUGGGAAGAUUAAGUAUGGAAAGUUGAGAUUAAGUGAAGGAGCUGAGAAGGGGUUGGAAGAGAUUUGGGAGGUUAAAGUUGAGAAGAGGAAAAGAGAGAAGUUAAUGAAUGAUGAAGAGAUUAAGGAAAUGAAAUGUUUGGCAAACCAAAUGAAGAAAGAAGGGAAUAAGUUGUUUUGGGAAGGGGAUAUUGAAGGUGGUUUGAUGAAAUACACAAAAGGUUUGGAUAUUUGCCCUUUAAAGUAUAGAAAAGAGAGGAUUGUUUUGUUUAGUAAUAGAGCUCAAUGUAAUUUGAUCCUUAAAAACCCAGAAAAUGUGAUUAGUGAUACAACAAAGGCGGUAUGUUUGUCGAGUAGAGGUAACAACAACAACCCACAUUGUAAGAGUCUUUGGAGGAGAUCACAAGCUUAUGAUAUGUUAGGGUUGGCUAAGGAAAGUUUGAUGGAUUGCUUAUUGUUCAUUCAUUGCAACAAGAAUUCUAAGUCCAAUGGAAGAAAGGAGUACAAUGUUCCGUAUUAUGCAGCUCGUAUGAUUAGUAAACAGACUCGUGCCACGUGGUUGUUUACUGGGGUUGUAUCUACUUCUCAGUGCGAUCAUUUUGAAGACAUUCAAGAACCAGAUGAUGGUAGUUAAAAGCUUGUUCGGUAUUACUGUCAGUUUCAUCUUUUGGGUUUUGUUUUGAUUUUGAAAGUCAUGUGAUUUUAUAUUGAAUCAUGAAUUGAAAAAGUCAUACCUAUCGUAAUCAUAUUGAUUUUUAAAA